Haplochromis burtoni (Burton's mouthbrooder) is the source of this 1490-nucleotide messenger RNA. Its product is annotated as butyrophilin-like protein 8. NCBI's taxonomy places the organism in Eukaryota, Metazoa, Chordata, Actinopteri, Cichliformes, Cichlidae. The record is from RefSeq and is a predicted model, not a curated record.
UUUGCUGGUGGAGAUGUUAUUCUACCGAUCUCUGACAGCACUGACUUUCCGACUGUUGAGUGGUCCAAAGAAGGUCUGAACCCAGACGUGGUCUUCCUGUAUCGGGAUGGCUGUGAGACCUACGAGAUAAAGAAUCCAAUCUUUGAGUACAGGACAAGCUUGAUCAUGAAAGAACUGAAAGAUGGAAACAUCUCAUUAAGGAUCUCCAAUGUGAAAAUGUCUGAUGCAGGGAAGUACAAAUGCCUCAAGCUCUGGAAGAAAGCUCCUCGGGAGGUCACAGAAGUGGAGCUUGUUGUUGGUGCAGUCUCGGAGCCAAAGCUCUCAGUGGUUUCGGUUGAAAGAUGUGGGGUGACUGUGCAGUGUGAGGUGAACUUCUGGCCAACAGAGCCUCAGGUAACAUUUCUGGAUCACCAAGGAAACGACAUCCCUGCUCAAGGUUCAGAAAGAGAUCGAGAUGCCAGCGGACGUUUCAUCAUCAAACAAAGAGUUACUCUGCAGGAAGCAAACAGCAGCAUCACCUGCAGGGUUCACCAGCCAGAGAUCAACCAGACCAGAGAGACAAAGAUCCUCAUAUCAGCCACCUGCAGCUCCGACAUUUGCACCGCUGCCUUUGCUGCUGGAGGGUUGGCUUCUGUCUUAUUUUCAGCUAUAUUAGCUCUACUGAUAUAUAAGGAACACAAUAAAUCAACCCAAAAAAAGAAGCGUCUUCACAGGAAGUCAUCAGACCAAAGAAAGAAUAGCAGCACUGAAAAUAUGUUAAACAGUUUAACUGAGCAGCUAAAAGAAAGAUUGGCUGGACUCAAGUCAGAGCUUCAGGAGAAAGAAGAGAUCAUUCGCCAGCUAAAAAGAAAUGAUCAGCCGUCUCGAGCUGUUGCUACCCAGCAUGACCAACCAAUUUGGGGCCUUUUCACGUGCAAACCAGACAUCCCCAAAAAACCUUUCAAUCAUUAUUCUGACCUUGACUCCAACGCUAGUUACUGUGCUGAUGACUAUCAUCCAAAAUCCACAGCUUCAACCAAAACUUACCCUCCAAAAUCUGGCAGCUUACACCACAAAGGUUCACAUUUAGGAGUCAAGAGGCAAAACAGCAAUCCAGCACCGGGCCAACCAAUCCAAAGAAAACAUCGCAACAGAAGUAGUCCUGCUAUUAUGUCUUUAGCGUUACCUAGCUUGUCUUUAACCAGCAAUGCAGAGAAAAUGCUGGACCACAUUAGCAGCUCAAAGAGUGAGGCUGAAGCCCUGCUAGAUCAAGAUGCAUUCUCGCCACUGCAUAGAAGUUAUUCAGCAGGUUCUCAUUUAGCUUGCAGUAAUAACCGCUUUUAUGCACUGGGAGGUUUAACUGAAGAGUCAUGAGCUGCCAAUUCACAAAAGGAGAACAAAAACUGGAAAACUUUCAGUUAACAUCUACUAAUGACUGCAUCUUAGCCAGAUGUUUUACAAGCUUGGCUUCAGAAACUAGAAGAUAUCAACUUUGAAAUUACUUUGGCCUU